This is a messenger RNA of Oncorhynchus gorbuscha (pink salmon), 1342 nucleotides long. RefSeq names its product 3-hydroxyanthranilate 3,4-dioxygenase (gene haao). Gene Ontology annotation, cellular component: cytoplasm. The record is from RefSeq and is a predicted model, not a curated record. Lineage: Eukaryota; Metazoa; Chordata; Actinopteri; Salmoniformes; Salmonidae. Gene Ontology annotation, molecular function: iron ion binding; 3-hydroxyanthranilate 3,4-dioxygenase activity. The transcript is spliced from 4 exons. Gene Ontology annotation, biological process: quinolinate metabolic process; 'de novo' NAD+ biosynthetic process from L-tryptophan. The coding region runs from base 481 to 942 and encodes 153 amino acids.
UUCAUCUACACUGAUUGAAGUGGAUUCAACAGGUGACAUCAAUAAGGGAUCAUAGCUUUCACCUGGAUUCACCUGGUCAGUCUAUGUCAUGGAAAGAGCAGGUGUUUCUAAUGCUUUGUGUACUCAGUCUAUUUACAAAGCAGAGAGGAUUGCACUUGCAUUUUCAAGAACAAAAUCUAGCCACUGGAGGUCAGUAGAAGCACAUUCAUAGCUUAGUGAGCACUUGAAUGUGAUGUGAAGCCUAAGAUAUGAUGUAUCUGUGUUUUUUCUAGUCUGAAGGUAUUGCUUUUCACUGUCAUGUCCUCUUCCUGUCUUGUUUUGUGCAGCUCUACUUGGUGGAAGGGGACAUAUGUCUGAAGGUGGUAGAGAAUGGAAAACAUACAUUUAACUUGGCAAGUCAGUUAAGAACAAAUUCUUAUUUACAAUGAUGGCCUACUCCGGCCAAAUCCAGACAGCACUGGGCCAAUUGUGCACCACCCUAUGGGACUCCCACAGCCGGAUGUGAUACAGCCGGGAUUCAAACCAGGGACUGUAGUGACACCCCUUGCACUGAGAUGCAGUGCCUUAGACCCCUGCACCACUCAGGAGCUUGUGCAUAUCCACAAGGCCCCGACAUUUCUGCUCCCAGCUCGGAUCCCCCACUCCCCCCAUAGACUGGAUAACACUGUGGGGCUGGUGUUGGAGAGAUGGAGGCUUCAUUCAAAGACAGACUGUUUAAGACCAUGCUGUGUGGCCCCGGGCAGACAGAGGUUUGUAAACAAGAAACUGAUGUCUGGUUAUGGCAGCAGGAGGGAUCCCUCCCCAUGUGACUGGAUGGCCAAGAGUUCCCUCAGCCCACAGGAGACAGCCUACUCAUUCCGGGACACAGCCAGUGAGUGGGAUGAUGAGUGUGGUAAUAAGAAAAGGAAAUGGAUGAUAGAGUGGAUAUGUGCAUGUUUGUGAAUUGCCCCAAUAAAUAAUGGCUAGAGAAAGAAUGCUGUAUUCAAGUAACACAAGAAGAAAGAGGUCGCGCACUCAUACAGUAGAUGCUAUUAUUUUGUGGUUUGCUAGAGGAAUCGGUUUGAAUUUCUGUUUUUGUAUGAUUCCGGUGCUUCCGGUAUCAGUGGAGGGGAGAAUUUGCCUGUUUGUCAGUCAAAACCCAGGAAGGAGACGUGCAUGACCUCUGACGAGCACGCUCUCUGCUGCGACGCACAAGGGAAAAGGAGGGUCAGCGAAAGGGAUUGCAUGUUAUUUUGCUGCAGAGAGCGUGAUUGUAACCCUGAGUCAUAAAUGACGUUAAAGAUUAACACUCUAAUGAGCUCAAAGAUAAGAUUUGGGUAGGUAUUGAGUAAAACAGGAAGUC